AAAGGCUUUAUGUUUCAUUUGAUUAUGACUUUAAAACAAUGUUUUAAGAGGAGAAAAUAAAGAGAUCUAAUUAAAUCUAAUACACAUCUACUUAUUCAUUUUUCAAUUGAAUACAGUGAGGCAGUCUACCACACAAAUUUUCUCACUCAUGCAACACAGUUAUAAUUUGGGUAUAGUGUGUGUGUCAGCUUUAAUUGAUUCACUGCAGAAAUGAGUAUUCAGUGAGCAGAUAGCCUUAUAAUUGAGCAAAUAAAUGGAUAAAAAGGAUACUUCUAUCAUGUUAAAUCAAACAAAUCAGUCUACAAUUGUUACUACAUCCAACAGAACAUUAGUGCAGAUAGCAACGGAACCAGUGGACAUCUACCUGCCAAGUAUUUUAACUACAACUGUUAUACUCAUUAUAAUUGCUAUCAUUGGUACAAUAGGCAACAGUCUUGUGGUAUGGGCAUUUAGAAAACAGGUUAGCCAAGGUAUUGUAUCCGGUUUGUUUAUUUUAUUACUGGGGUGUAAUGAUCUAUUCAUUUGUUUAAUUGUUAUCCCAUGUACACUAUACUUAGAUAUAUGGAAAGGUGAUACAACCGAUUGGAUAUGUCGUGCACACUUAACUAUGAAAGGAUUUGUUGUACCAAUCUCAGCAUGUAUACUAAUGUUAAUUGCAAUGGAACGCUUUUUAUUGAUCUGUUUCAUUCCUGGCAUCCAAAUGAAACGUACACAUAUUAGUUUAGCAUUGACAAUUAUAUUUUGGAUUGGUUUAUUAUGUGCUAUACCGAUGGGAUUACAUGUUCGAGCUAUUGAUGUAUAUAAAGAACGCGAUGAAUUAUUAGACUUGAACACCUUGAAAUAUGGACUGUCAAAUUUUAAAAGUGAUGAAUGGAUCAAUCAGGCAGGUGUUACAAAACGAUGUGAUAAAGAUGAGACAUAUAUUAAUGACUAUUUAUACUGGUAUCAUCAAAUCUGUGUCUUAAUUCUAUUUCUUGGAUUAUUCCUUGGUACAGCUGGUAUAUAUGCCUUGAUAUUUCUAUUUGUUUGGCGACAUGAAUCAUUUAUGUAUGAAAAAUACGGUAAUUCAAGGAUUAAAGGCAAUUGGGUACGUAUACACGCUACACCGAAUUCAUCGGCUAAUAUUAGUCCAUCAAUAUGGAGUCCAAUUAAGAAAAGAUUAUCAUUUCGUCGAAAAUUAAAAGAAAUUAAUGAUGUUCACAGUGAUAAAGUUAAACAAUGUUCAAGUGGUAACGGAUGUGAAAGGGAACAAGUCAAUGAUUAUCAACAGCAGCAGCCGCAGCAGCCACCACCACCACAACAGACAUUAGGGAUAAAUCAGACACAAACUGAUUUGACUACAUCGACAAGUUUUGAUGCAUCCAAUUUGGAUCGGUUAAGUUGUGUUUGCUUGUGUGAAAGAGAAGCAGAUGUUGAAGAUCUCAAGACUGUUGCCAGUCCUGUUCCUACUGAUCAAAGCUUCAAUAUUAUUGAUAACAGUAGAGAUACUGUUCAGUCACAAUGUUUUAUACACUUGAAUGUUUUGAAAGUAGUUAGUACUGAAAAAGACAAGUGUACACCAGAAAUGAAUCUACAUCUAGAUCAGGGUCAUCUACAACAGACACCAAGAUCUGAAUGGUCAGCAGCUAAUUUAGAACGUCGACGGAAACCACAUGUACGUACAGCACAGACAUUAGCCUUAGUUGCAGCAAAUUUCAUUAUAUCCUAUACACCAUAUCUUGUUUAUACUACAAUGCCUAUACAAAAGAGACAAGUUGAAGUAUUCAGAGAUCGACCACACUGGACAAAUCAAAUAAGACGUGUGUUAUUCUACAUGUAUUUCAUUAACUCUGCAUUGAAUCCAAUCAUUUAUUCAUGUAUGAAUAGACAUUUUCGUGUAUGUACACAAAGAUUUUACACAGAUUUAAAAGUUAAGCUUGGAAAAUUCAUUAAAAAAUCACAUGUGAAGAAUAAUAGUACCAAUCAACAUUCAACUAUUUCUGACUUAUCAUCUAAACCAAUUGCAUAGAAUCAUUAGAACACACAACAAUCAUAAUAAAAAAAACAAUAAAAGUUUCUUUAAAAAAAAUAUUUUUUCUCUCAUAUAUUCUUGAUGUGAAUCAUUAUUACAUUUCAAAUCUGAAAUAUAUUCUAUGAUCAGAUGGAAAUAAUUCAUUAAAACAACUUUGAUAAAUGUAUUCAUACAUCAUUUGCUUCAUACAUUUAUAUAUUGAAACAUUGAAUUUGUAAACAUCAUUCACAUUUUGACAAUAUGUGAAAUGUGUUCACAAGUACUCGUUAAUCAGUAUGAUUUGCAUAAAUGUAAUAAAAUUUCCGUAGAAUGUUGUAUUUUCGUAAAUUCAAUAUUAUCAAGUUUCCAAGAGAAGUUUAUGAUACAGUAGUAAGCUAGCUGAUUGCACUUAUUUUCUACUCUGACUGAAGUGGUUAGAUGUUCAUCAUUUAUGCUUUUAAAUCAUUCAUACAAGUUGAUUGUUUCUCACAAAACUGUCAUCUAUCAGGCAAAAGACUGUGGAACGAAAUGGUAAUCAGUGUAUCAAAGAUGUCUGAAAGCAUCGUUCAAGGAAAAUGCAUAUGCAGAAUGAAAAAUGAUUUAUUAUGGCACAAAUACAUUUAUCAAUCAAUUAUGUUUAAUCGCUAUUGUCUACUUCUACACAAAACUCUUUGUUUCACUCCUAAGUCUUGUCUCCCUCUUAUGCUUUUCUUUAUUGCUUUUUAUAACUAACCAUCUAUAUAAAGGAAUACGGUGUGGUUGUACACUAUAGUGUUCUAAAAAGCAUAUCUGUUCAAUGUGGUUUAUAACUAUCUGCAAAAUAUUCUCUCACUGAUGAAACUGUCUAAGAUAGUCUUGGUUGAUAAAUUAUUCUUUAUGUAACAUAAAUAUAACUGGAAUUGAAACGAAACCUGAAUGGCAGUAUAAUUUAGAUCAUCAAUUUCUAAAUAGCUGAACAAUUAUUUGGUCAAGUGAUUUUAGAGACUGAAGUGUUAACCAAAUCUUAAUUUCACUUCAGUCAUCACAACUGUCAGAUGAAGGAAUGAUCCAUAAUUUUUCACUUAUCAUCCUAUUCAACUAAAACGUUACAUCUUUAAAUACAAUCCAAAUUGAGUUGAACUAGUAUAGAAGAAUAGUAUAGAUAUUAGCAUAAUUUUGUUGUUUUUUUCCCCUGUUUUUAAGAUCAACCAUGUGAGUGUUAAAUUUGAUAUUUUUCAUUUUUUAUUUAUAAAAACAGGCGAUGAAGACUUCG
Messenger RNA from Heterobilharzia americana, 3242 nucleotides. NCBI's taxonomy places the organism in Eukaryota, Metazoa, Platyhelminthes, Trematoda, Strigeidida, Schistosomatidae. The record is from the annotation of a GenBank genome assembly.